AUGGUGUCAACUCAUAAAAGGGUUGUGACAUUUGGAAGUCAGAGGUACAGUAAAUGGAAAUCCAGAAGAAACAGUUCUCCUGUUCUCAUAAGUAGUGAUGAUUUAUCCUAUGGUAGUAUUGAUGAAGAAAGCGGUAACUUUGAUCAUUGUCAUAGAAACAAUGUACAAAACAUGACGGAUUCCAAAGCCAGACGAAAACUUAUUGCCGCCAGCAUAUUGUGUUUGUUAUUCAUGGCUGGUGAGGUUAUAGGUGGUUACUUGUCUGGUAGUCUAGCUAUACUUACAGAUGCUGCUCACAUGUUAACAGAUUUUGCCAGUUUUUGUAUCAGUUUAUUUUCGAUCUGGGUGUCUUCAAGACCAGCAACAAAAACCAUGAAUUUUGGUUGGCAUCGUGCAGAAAUACUGGGGGCUAUGGUAUCUGUUUUACUUAUUUGGAUUGUUACUGGAGUGUUGGUAUACAUUGCUAUUCAUAGAAUCAUGGCGAAAGAUUUUGAAAUUGAUGCUAAAAUAAUGUUAAUCACUGCUGGAUGUGGCUUCUGUGUUAAUCUUGU
Saccoglossus kowalevskii is the source of this 551-nucleotide messenger RNA. Its product is annotated as proton-coupled zinc antiporter SLC30A2-like. Gene Ontology annotation, molecular function: zinc ion transmembrane transporter activity. Gene Ontology annotation, cellular component: plasma membrane. Gene Ontology annotation, biological process: response to zinc ion; zinc ion transmembrane transport. Lineage: Eukaryota; Metazoa; Hemichordata; Enteropneusta; Harrimaniidae. The record is from RefSeq and is a predicted model, not a curated record.